Molecule: messenger RNA, 2893 nt
Organism: Hibiscus syriacus
Lineage: Eukaryota; Viridiplantae; Streptophyta; Magnoliopsida; Malvales; Malvaceae
Exons: 13
Coding region: 54-2759 (901 amino acids)
Molecular function (GO): protein binding
Source: RefSeq, a predicted model, not a curated record
UCCUUAAACCCUGUGUCUAUGUUUUUCCCUCUUAUCCACUCAAUCCAAAAACAAUGUCCCUUCUCUUCUCUCAUGCUUUCCCUCCUUACCUUCCAUCUCUCUCCGGCCACCGGAACGCCUUAGUUCACGCUGCUAUCUCAACCCAAAAGCGGAAGCCAUCAUCCCGAAGGAAAAAACGCCAAACCCAAGACGAUAAAGACGACGGCAAUGCCACCCUAUCUUCCCCAAAUGGCUCUACUGGUGUUUCGGCCCAUGAGAAAUCACUCCGUCUCACCUUCAUGGAAGAGCUUAUGCAAAGAGCCAGGUCCCGGGACACUUUCGGUGUAUCAGAUGUCAUUUACGACAUGAUCGCUGCCGGCCUCACUCCCGGCCCCAGGUCGUUCCAUGGGCUUGUCGUUGCUCAUGUCCUCAAUGGUGAUGUUGAAGGCGCGCUGCAAGCAUUGAGGAGGGAAUUGGGUGUGGGUGUUCGUCCUCUCCACGAAACUCUUGUUUCAAUGAUUCGUCUAUUUGGGUCGAAAGGCCUUGCAACCAGAGGUUUGGAAGUCCUUGCAGCAAUGGAAAAGUUAGACUAUGACAUUCGUCAAGCUUGGAUUAUUCUUGUUGAGGAGCUUGUAAAGGGCAAAUAUCUGGAAGAUGCCAAUGUUGUGUUUCUAAAGGGUGCUAAAGGUGGGCUUAGAGCUACAAAUGAGCUGUACGAUUUAAUGAUUGAGGAGGACUGUAAAGCUGGUGACCAUUCGAAUGCACUAGAAAUUGCCUAUGAAAUGGAAGCUGCAGGACGGAUGGCAACAACUUUUCAUUUCAAUUGUCUCCUUAGCGUGCAAGCAACAUGUGGGAUUCCCGAAAUAGCUUUUGCGACAUUUGAAAACAUGGAAUAUGGAGAAGAAUAUAUGAAACCUGACACAGAAACAUAUAAUUGGGUGAUCCAGGCAUAUACUAGAGCUGAAUCUUAUGACAGGGUGCAAGAUGUGGCUGAGUUACUUGGGAUGAUGGUUGAAGACCACAAGCGUUUGCAGCCUAAUGUGAAAACCUACGCGCUGUUAGUGGAGUGUUUUACCAAGUACUGUGUUGUAAGGGAAGCUAUUCGUCAUUUCCGUGCACUAAAGAACUAUGAAGGGGGAACAAUAGUGUUGCACAAUGAAGGAAACUUUGGCGAUCCACUUUCUUUGUAUCUUCGAGCAUUAUGUCGAGAAGGAAGAAUUGUUGAAUUGCUAGAAGCUCUAGAAGCAAUGUCCAAAGAUAACCAACCUAUUCCACCAAGAGCUAUGAUUCUAAGCAGAAAAUAUCGAACACUAGUUAGCUCUUGGAUUGAACCUCUACAAGAGGAAGCUGAACUGGGUUAUGAGAUCGAUUACAUUGGGAGGUACAUUGAGGAGGGUGGACUUACAGGUGAACGCAAGCGAUGGGUGCCUCGAAGAGGAAAAACACCUCUAGAUCCUGAUGCUGCUGGAUUUAUAUAUUCAAACCCUAUGGAAUCCUCCUUCAAGCAAAGAUGUCUAGAGGAGUGGAAGAUGCACCAUCGGAAGCUUUUGAAAACCUUGCAGAAUGAAGGACUUGCAGCUUUGGGUGAUGCAUCGGAAUCUGAUUAUAUAAGAGUUGUUGAGAAGUUGAAGAAAAUAAUAAAAGGUCCGGACCAGAAUGUUUUAAAACCCAAGGCUGCAAGUAAGAUGGUGGUAUCUGAGCUAAAGGAAGAGCUUGAAGCACAAGGUCUACCAAUCGAUGGAACGAGAAAUGUUCUUUACCAGCGUGUCCAAAAAGCAAGGAGAAUAAAUCGCUCACGUGGUCGGCCUCUUUGGGUUCCACCUGUGGAGGAGGAGGAAGAAGAGGUUGAUGAGGAAUUAGAUGAACUAAUAUCUCGGAUUAAGCUGGAAGAAGGAAAUACAGAGUUCUGGAAACGCCGGUUUCUUGGAGAAGGUUUUCAGGUUGAUCAGGUGAAGCCAAUAGAAGAGGAUGAAUCAGAAGUCGUAGAUGAUGAGCUGGAUGAGAGUGAUGUUGUAGAAGAUGCUGCAAAGGAUAUUGAAGAGGAUGAAGGAGAAGGAGAAGGUGAAGGUGAGGAAGAGGAGGAAGUAGAACAAACCGAAAGCCAAGAAGUAGACAGGAUUAAGGAUAAGGAAGUUGAAGCUAAAAAGCCUCUUCAAAUGAUUGGGGUUCAAUUGUUGAAAGACUCUGACCAAAUAACUACUAGAUCCAAAAAAUCAAGACGAAGGUCUUCUCGAGUAUCUGUUGAGGAUGAUGACGAUGAAGAUUGGUUUCCCGAGGAUAUUUUUGAAGCAUUUCAAGAGUUGAGAAAUAGAAAGGUGUUUGAUGUUGAAGACAUGUACACUAUAGCAGAUGUUUGGGGUUGGACAUGGGAGCGACAACUUAAAAAUAAACCUCCUCGACGAUGGUCACAGGAAUGGGAAGUUGAGUUGGCAAUUCAAGUAAUGCAAAAGGUUAUUGAAUUGGGUGGAACACCCACGAUUGGGGAUUGUGCUAUGAUACUGCGAGCAGCCAUUAAGGCUCCUAUGCCUUCGGCCUUCUUGAAGAUCUUGCAGAAGGCACACAGUCUCGGUCAUGUCUUUGGCAGUCCCCUCUAUGAUGAAGUAAUUUCAUUAUGUAUUGACCUCGGCGAACUAGACGCUGCCAUCGCCAUUGUUGCAGACCUUGAGACUACAGGAAUUGCGGUCCCUGAUCAAACCCUUGACAGGGUUAUUUCUGCCAGACAAACGAAUGACACUUCUGGGAACGAUGCAUCAUUGUCAUCUUCAUCACCAUCGUCAUAGCAGCAGGUGUAUAAUCCUACCUUCUUGUUGUAUAGUAGUGAUUUAUGUUAACCAAAGUUGGGUUUGUGAUGGAUAUGGAUGUAUGUAGGAUAUGAGUAUGUUCAAAUUUUUGCCAAUUUUUUCAUAUAUUAAUA